Messenger RNA from Amphiprion ocellaris (clown anemonefish), 4152 nucleotides. Its product is annotated as circularly permutated Ras protein 1. The record is from RefSeq and is a predicted model, not a curated record. Gene Ontology annotation, cellular component: endoplasmic reticulum exit site; COPII vesicle coat. Gene Ontology annotation, biological process: endoplasmic reticulum to Golgi vesicle-mediated transport; intracellular protein transport; COPII-coated vesicle cargo loading. The transcript is spliced from 18 exons. Bases 80 to 1975 code for a protein of 631 amino acids. Lineage: Eukaryota; Metazoa; Chordata; Actinopteri; Pomacentridae. Gene Ontology annotation, molecular function: zinc ion binding; SNARE binding.
GUUAAAUAGCAGCUGACUGUACAGAGGAGAGACAAACUGUGUGAUUUCCAGUGUUUAAUCUGAGGGUUUUGUUUUCAGGAUGGAUUUUGCCUGCAGUCAUGUUGUCUAUAACUGGAGAUCAGAUGGAGAAGGUGUUUCUCUGGACGUUCCCGACUACCACAACACUCCGACUGUUAAAGUGGAGGAAGCUCCUCCUCCGCUGCCUCCUCGUCGGCUGAGGAAACCUCGACCUUCCUCCAUGACGUUCCUUCCUCCUGCGGACAGUCGAGGUCCAGUCGUUAUCCCUCCUCCGGUUCCUCCUCGCUUCGACAGGCCGGAAGGAGAAAACAGGACCAAAGCCAACGUGAACGUCGUCUCGCUCAGCGUUGGAAGACUGGUGAACAUCAGCCGAGAGUCGGGGCUGGAGAGUUUCCAGAGCCCGGUGGUUUGUGGGAAAUGUAGUGCCGCCCUGUCGUGUCUGAGCUCCGUGCGGAACAACGUGUGGCUCUGUGAGUUCUGUGGAAGUGAGAACGUCGUGGACGAAGGUGUGAGUCAGGUGUGCGUGGGUCAGCGUGCCGGCGUUCGCAGCGAUGACAUUUACCUGCCGCAGCAGAGUGAAGACGACUACCAGAACCUGGAGGACACGCUGGUGGUCUUCUGUGUGGACAUCUCAGGCAGCAUGAGCAUCACCACGGAGGUCGCUUCAGGCUUCGGUUCUCCAACGUACGUGUCCAGACUGGAGGGCAUCCAGGACGCCCUGCAGAAGGCGCUGUCCUCCAUGUUACAGGAGUCGCCUCGCAGGAGAGUCGCUCUGGUGACGUUUACUGACGAGGUGGUGAUCUACGGUGACGGUACCAGAACUCCUCUGACCCUCAGAGCCUGGGCUCUGUUCGAUGAAAAUCACAUCUGGCAGCAGAGUUCAGCCUUCAGCGUUCCUCACUGCAUCGCUGAGACACAUCUGCAGCUGAAGCAGAGGAUCAAGGACCUCAGGGAACACGGAGCCACGGCUCUCGGUCCUGCUGCUUUAGCCUCUGUUGCCGUGGCGUCCAGGUAUCCAGGGUCAAAGGUAGUUCUGUGUACCGACGGUCAAGCCAACAUCGGACUGGGAGCCAUGGACCAGAGUCGCUCUCAGCCGUCAUCCGAUGCUCCAGACUUCUACGGACAGGUGGCUCAGCGGGCCGUGGACAGCGGAGUCAUCAUAUCAGUGAUGACGUUUGAAGGGACCGACUGUCGGCUGGCAGAUAUCGGCCGACUGGCCGACGCUACCGGAGGACAGGUGAACAUCGUCAGCAUCGGUACCAUAGCAACAGAGAUCCAGUCAGCCUCUGCGGACAAUGUCCUUGCAACAGGCGCCACGGUAACGCUGAUGGGUCCCGAUGGAGUAUAUUUUCCAUUUAUAGAAGAAAACGACCACAAAGUGGUGAAAGAGAUCGGUAACGUCACCAGAGGGACGGAGAUCACCUUCCAGUUCGCUGUGAAACCAGAUUUUGUGGACGCGUUUCUGCAGAAGAACACGAUUCCGUUCCAGCUGCAGCUGAGCUUCAAGACCAGAGACCAGCAGAGAGUCACUCGGAUCAUCACCGAGCAGCGACCGGUGACCAGCAGCAAUCGGGUUCUGAUUGGUCGGCUCAACACGGCGGUCCUCGGCGUUCACUGCGCUCAGCUCUCUGCCUUUCUAACCAUGGAGGGUCGAGUGGAGGAGGCUCAGAGGCAGCUGAAGGCCCAACAACACCUGCUCAGUCUCAUCAGAUUGAGGCCAAUCAGAAAGGAGGAGAGUAUCUAUGGCAACUGGAUGGACACCAUGACGACCAUCUGUGAUGACAUCAAGCCGGAUACGCCUGUAGCUGGGAGUCUCUCCGAUGAAGCAGCGAAGGUCGUUUACCAGAUGAGGAGAGCCAGCAGCAUCAGCAUCAACAACAACUACUUCUGGAGAAACACAGCGGAGUUCCAGCAGAGAGCUACGAGGGAAAAGGAGGCCCCGACGGAAGAAAAAUGAAAAAAUAAAAAGUCACGGAACUGAUAAAAGUGGCAUUUUUCACCAUUAAUCUGCCUGUAAUGAAGCAGCUACAGCUCUGGGUUUCUUGGUCUCUACAAGCUCUACUAAAGUGGAGAAAAAAUAAGACAAGAACAAGUAAAUGAGACAUGAAUGGACCUUUUUGCACAAAUCUGAGUCACAUGAUGAAGCGUAAACAUGAACCAAUCACUCCGUUGUUGUAUUUAAUGCAUCAGACAUGGACCACUGCAGGUUUUAUCACUGAUCCGGAUUAAAAUGGAUCAAUUAUCUAUCAGUGAACUGAUGAAACGUGUCUGUACUGCACCAGAUUUCUGUUUUAAAGAAACUGUUGUUCAGACAGAGAAGAGGUUGUUUGUGUUUAUUGUUAAAUAGUUUUGGGUUUUUUUUAACUGAAGUUGACACCAGAAGAAUAAAUAUUUAAUGCUGUAACUUUUAAUUUGGCUCACAAAAGCAAAACAAACGGAUCCCGAUGCUUCUUUAAAGACGUUUAAGGUCUUCUUAUUACCCAGAUUUAGCUGAUUCUUUACCUACAGUAACUUCAUUUAAUGGACCAAAGAAUUGGGUCAAUUUGGACAAAUUUGGUUGAGGGAAAACUUCAAAUAAUUUUUCAAUAUGUACAUUUUCUUGAAGACUCCUCUUCACUAGAGUCAUUUUAGAGAAUUUUUUGAUCAUUUUGGACACAUUUUUAGUCAUUUUAGAAAUGUGCUUUGUCAUUCUGGACAAGAACUGAAUCAUUUUUGAGAUGUUUUUGUCAUGUUUGAUAAAUUUUCAGUAAUUCUGGACAAAUCUGGACAAAAGUUUAGUCAGUUUGGACAAGUUUGUGUCAUUCUGGACAAAUGUGAUUGAGGGAAAACAUAAUUUUCCAAUAUGUGCAUUUUCUUGAAGACUCCUCUUCACUCGAAUCAUUUUAGAGAUGCUUUUGUCAUUUUGGACAAAUUUAUAGUCAUUUUAUAAGAAGUUUUUAUCAUGUUAGACAAAUUUUCAAAAAAUUCAAAAGUUGUCCUAAAUGAAAAAAAAAUUACAAAAUUAAUAAAAAAAAGUAAUCCAAAUGAUUUAAAUGUGUCAAAAUAGUUCAUAAAAUGUCCAAAAUAUUUUGAAAAACUACAAUAUUGUGUGUGAUUUAAGCUAAAAUAUCUCCGUGAGUUGAUUUUAAACUAAAUUCAAGAGAAGAUAAUUUAAUAAAAAUGCCUUGAUAACAUAAUGUUUCUGUCUUACUAUGCCUGGACAAUUUCAGACAUAAAAGGUUGGUUAUUAAAAUCUCUUCUUGUUCUUUAAGAUGUUCAAAAUGACAAAAUUUGUCCAGAAUAACUCAAACUGUGCAAAAUGACAUAAAGAAAAGUCCAAAGUGGAUGAAGAUUUGUCAAAAAUUACACAAAAAUUGUCAGAAAAGGUCCAAAAUUGUGUUUUUUAAACUCACAUUUCUGUAUCAAUUGAUUUAAAACUAACAUCCAGUCAACAGUUGUAGUAAAUGACUUAAAAAAUUUACAAAAUGACAAAAAAGUUAACCCAAAAUCAUCUAAAUGUGUCCAAAUGAUUCAUAAAUUGUCCAAAAAUAAUUUGAAAAAACAACAAUAUUGUGUGUAAUUUAAGCUAAAAUGUCUGUGUUAGUUGAUUUUAAACUAAAUUCAAGUGAAGACAAUUUAAUAAAAAUGCAUUUUUGUCUUACCAUGUCUGGAAAGUCUAAAGUGGCUGAAGAUUUUUGAGAAAUGACUCAAAAAUUGUCAGAAAAUGUCCACAAUUGUUUUUUUUUUUCAAACUCUGAGACAAAAGGAGACAAAGGAGUAUUUUCAAUGCAGAACUUCUAGCCAGUGACCCAGAAAGAUUUCUUUUUUAAGUCGUGCAUACGCUUUGUCCCUGCAGGCUGUGUUGUAGUUAAUGAAGCUCGUAUAUCUCGUAAAUGUGGUGUUUGAGCUCAGGAACUUCUGGAGAACGUGACGUGAUGACCCACAAACAUUCACUAUGAAGACAUGCAGAGAUGCAGGCUGUCACUGAGGAUUGUGUUUGUAGUUAGAACUCACCUAUAUUUUGUCACAUGCUGCGUGAUUCAUGCCAAAAUCAACAAAGUUUGAAAUCUAGUUCAGCAUCAGAAAGAACCACUGAAGCUGCAAAAACCACCAAUGAGCCGCUGUGACAUGAGUAUAAAUUCAGUUUUUGAUGAA